Zophobas morio is the source of this 1408-nucleotide messenger RNA. RefSeq names its product NADH dehydrogenase [ubiquinone] 1 alpha subcomplex subunit 9, mitochondrial (gene ND-39). The record is from RefSeq and is a predicted model, not a curated record. Gene Ontology annotation, cellular component: mitochondrion. The transcript has 5 exons. NCBI's taxonomy places the organism in Eukaryota, Metazoa, Arthropoda, Insecta, Coleoptera, Tenebrionidae. Gene Ontology annotation, molecular function: protein-containing complex binding. The coding region runs from base 147 to 1340 and encodes 397 amino acids.
CUCUUAUUGUCCUUAUUUGUAGGCAUGUAACGACAUUAUACUAACAAUAAAUAAAAUUACAAUUGGUGUCUCAUCUGUCGACGACCGACGUGCUGUCAAUCCUGUCAAUAGCUUACUUGUCAAACUUGUCAAACGUUGCAGUAAAAAUGGCAGCGGUAACAUUUACAGGAGUCAGUUCACUGAAACAGCAAACUGGCUUCAUCGGAAUUGCUUACAUUCGCGCUGCUAAUUACAGCACUGAAAACAAAGCGUACAAUUUAGCUUCUCUAAAAAGGGGCACUGGAGGCCGAAGCAGUUUUAAUGGAAUUGUGGCGACAGUUUUUGGCUGUUCAGGAUUCAUUGGACGCUAUGUUUGUAACAGAUUGGGCAAAAUUGGAACCCAGUUAAUUCUACCAUACCGGGGAGACCCCUAUGAUGUGAUGCGUCUCAAAGUAUGUGGGGAUUUGGGACAAGUAUAUUUUCACCCAUAUAAUCUAAGAGAUGAAGAAUCCAUAGAGAAAGUAGUUCGUUACUCAAACGUCGUUAUUAAUUUGGUAGGACGUGAUUGGGAGACGAGGAAUUAUAACUUUGAAGAUGUGCAUGUGAAAGGUGCUGGUCUUUUAGCAAAAGUGGCUAAACAAGCGGGCGUCGAAAGAUUUAUUCACGUGUCUGCAUUGAAUGCUGCAGAGCAUCCUGAAUCAGUUAUUUUAAAAAAUGGUUCAAAGUUUUUGGCUAGUAAAUGGAGAGGAGAACAAGCAGUUUUAGAAGCAUUUCCUGAUGCCACAAUUUUCCGACCUGCAGAUGUGUAUGGGCAGGAAGACAGAUUCCUAAGGUAUUAUGCUCAUGUCUGGAGGCGUCAGGGCCAGUGGAUGCCAUUAUGGAAAAAGGGAGAAGAAACCAUCAAGCAACCAGUAUUCGUAUCUGAUUUAGCAGCCGGAAUAAUAGCUGCCAUUAAAGAUUCAGAUACUGCUGGAAAGACAUAUCAAGCUGUUGGCCCUAAACGUUACUAUUUGUCAGAAUUAGUGGACUGGUUCUACAGGUUAAUGCGAAAAAACAAAGAGUGGGGCUACUGGCGUUACGACAUGCGUUAUGAUCCCUUCUUCCAAAUGAGAGUUUCAAUGACGGAAUUGGCCCGUGUUAGUUGGCCACUGGGCAAUUUACACUGGGAUAAAGUAGAGAGGGAGCAUGUGACAGAUGCUGUUCGUAAUGAUAUUCCAACAUUGGAAGACCUAGGCAUUUGUUUAACUCCAAUGGAAGAUCAAGUACCGUGGGAACUGAAACCUUGGAUUUAUGACUUAUACCAAGGCCAUGAUGUAGAUGAACCAUAUACUGAACCCGCACCACCAAAAGUUGUGGCUUAAAUUUUUCUUGUAUAUAUUUGUGAGUUAAGUGAAAAAUUUGGACUUAAAUGUAUAUAAAUUAUUUGUUA